UCGGAUGGAUAGUCGGAGAGACAAAAUUCAAAAUCCAUAAUUCGGGGGAGUGGCAGUGACGGUCGGUAGUAUGCCCAAAGGAAGGAAAAGAAAGGUCAAGGAGGUGGACUGGGCCGCCGAUGAGAACUUUAGCAAGGAGCGCUCGAUUUUCUACGUGGAGCACACCACCGAGUGCCCCGUCUUCCAGAUGAAGGCCGAGUAGUGCGGCGCCUUCUUCAAGCAGCGCAUUCCGGAGCGCGAGUUCCAGCUGGCGAGGAACAAGAACGACAAGGAGGCGCCCCGGGAAGGUGCCUUCGAGAUUGGCUUCUCCCAGGAUGCACGCACCUCCGUCCACGAGCUGUGGUCGGGCCUGACGAGGGGUCCGCCGCGGCGGGACAAGUUCCCCGAGGAUUUCGAGAAUCUGGUGCCGGGUGUGCAGCGAGUGCUGAAGAAGUUCUACCCCGACAAGGUGGUGGGCCUCACCGACGACGAGGAGGACGAAAACUAGUACCAGCAGAACCAGAACAGGGCUGAGUAACAGAA
Messenger RNA from Drosophila miranda, 522 nucleotides. RefSeq names its product selenoprotein H-like. Gene Ontology annotation, cellular component: Golgi apparatus. The transcript has a single exon. The record is from RefSeq and is a predicted model, not a curated record. Lineage: Eukaryota; Metazoa; Arthropoda; Insecta; Diptera; Drosophilidae.